Molecule: messenger RNA, 1948 nt
Organism: Helicoverpa zea (corn earworm)
Lineage: Eukaryota; Metazoa; Arthropoda; Insecta; Lepidoptera; Noctuidae
Product: zinc finger protein 69-like
Exons: 6
Coding region: 282-1826 (514 amino acids)
Biological process (GO): regulation of transcription by RNA polymerase II
Cellular component (GO): nucleus
Molecular function (GO): DNA-binding transcription factor activity, RNA polymerase II-specific; RNA polymerase II cis-regulatory region sequence-specific DNA binding
Source: RefSeq, a predicted model, not a curated record
GCUAUUCCCUUCAAUGUCUUGGUGUAGUUCGCUCGUGUGCUCCGCGCUUAAAAAGUUAGGUUAUGUGUCACUUAGACAGUUCGCGCCAAAACUGUGACGUUUGUGUUUUUUGAAAAUUUUUGAUAAAUGCUGGAGCCACGCGUGAUCGUACACAGAGAAAGUUUAUUUUUAUAAUAAUAGCAAAACCAUAUGCGCAAAGUAGCGAGUAAACACCACAUGUCAACACCUUACUUAGAGUCUUAGAGAUUACUGAACUUUUGUAGGUAAAUGAACCUAGGACAAUGGCGCAAUAUGAUAUCAUACCUUGCUAUGAUGAUGAAGACAUGUUCAGUGAGAGAAACGACAAUGUAACAGACCUACAUGCUUACUACAUGUCACAGUUCAAUUUAGAACUAGAGAAUAGUAACAAGAAUAAGAAAGUAGACAAUUUCAAGUAUGGAGUAGAAGAAAGCUUCGACUUUGAAGUUUUAGAUAAUUGGAAUGGUCCCACAAAUAAUGAAGCAGAUUUCGAGAUUAUAGAUGAAGUUAUUGACAGCAAUAUCAAUGAGCAAAAUAUUAAGGAAGUACUCUUAGAUUUAGAUGGUAUUGAUUUUGGAGAAAAAGGUAGCAAAAUGGACACUUAUAAAACACAAGAAAACAAAAUGUAUCCUGUAAAUAACGACUAUAUAGACGAUGAAUCACUUAUUGACGAACUUUGUCGCGAAGAUGGAGAAUCCUGCAGACUAACGCCAGAUUUCAAUGAAGAAUAUUUAAACUCUCCAUCGGAAAAGAAUCAACUACCUUCCAUAGAAACGGUAUUUUCGAAAAGAUAUUGUAAUUAUAAUGCCGAAGAUGUGCAAAUGCCUGAGUAUCAUAAUAUAACUCCGGUCCAACAAAACAUUGGUGCUGUAAAUAACUUAGAACAUUACAGUUAUCCGAAUAACAUUCUUUAUAAUUUAGAAGAAAGGAAAUAUGUUCUACCAGAUACGCCAACCAGUUGUAAUGAGUUUACUUUUGAAAGAAAUGAAAGGAAGAUAUCAGUUUCAGAGUCUGUAGAAAGUGAUGUACAUAGUUCAAGUUAUUAUGACGAAAAUUCUGAAAACUUCGAUGAAGACGAUCUGUUUGUAAAUCUUGACGAUUUUGGUUUGAAUUUUGAGUCGGAGAAUAAUGCGAAUAUUGGAGAUAAUAAGGCUCAAAACCAGAGGAAGGCUGACAAAGAUAAGAGUCAAGGUGAAAGAGUAUGUCUUUGGGAGCAGUGUUAUGAAAGAUAUCCGAAUCAAACGACGUUGGUGGAGCAUAUCGAGAGGGCCCAUGUCAACACAUACAAAGGUGAUGAAUUCAGUUGUUUGUGGCGCGAUUGUGCUCGCGAACGCAGACCGUUCAACGCUCGUUACAAGCUGUUGAUACACAUGCGCGUGCAUUCUGGACAUAAGCCUAACAGGUGUCAUCACCCCGGCUGCGGCAAGGCAUUCUCCAGACUAGAAAACUUGAAGAUCCAUGUGCGCUCUCACACUGGUGAACGUCCUUAUGCCUGUCCUGCUCCUCAUUGCAGGAAGGCUUUCUCCAACUCCUCGGAUCGAGCUAAGCAUCAGAGAACGCAUUUUAAUGCUAGACCAUACGCCUGCGGAGCAAUCGGUUGCGGCAAGAGAUACACAGAUCCUUCUUCUCUUCGGAAGCACGUGAAGACCCACCCCCACAUUACCAACGUGCCUCGGACCUGCAUACCCGCAGCCAGGCCGAUAAGGAAACCUGAUCAGGAACAAACGGUACCAAGCUCUCCAGCUAAGCUGACGACCCUCAGGUGUAUAAGAGAUAAGUUGACUGUACCUAGGUUGCAGAAAUUGUAGAUUGAUGGCCAUUUUUACCGGCUACUGAUAGUCUUUGAUAACCUAUCAGCAACUUAUCUGACAGAUGAACUGUAACUUUUGGUUUCAUAGGUCUCGGAUAGCAAUAUCUGGAAAAAAUAUAA